Messenger RNA from Rhodofomes roseus, 1809 nucleotides. RefSeq lists its product as uncharacterized. Lineage: Eukaryota; Fungi; Basidiomycota; Agaricomycetes; Polyporales; Fomitopsidaceae. The record is from RefSeq and is a predicted model, not a curated record. Bases 210 to 1769 code for a protein of 519 amino acids. The transcript has 4 exons.
GCGACGGGGGCGGCGACGGCGUUGGCUGGCUGGGGCGGGGAGGCGAUGUGCAGCUUGUUCGCAGGAUGGCGACGACCCGAGCGAGUGGGUCGGCAUAGGCGCCCGUGCAGCCGGAGCCCACAACCUGUGGCCAAUGCGUUUGACCCUCCGGUCUUCACGCCAUUGUUGCGGCUUCCUUCUUCCUUCCCACCACCAUCUCCUCCCUACUCAUGUCGCGUCCUGCCACCGCCGCAUCGUCCUCGACGACUCUCCACAGACCUAAGAAGAGGAAGAUCCAGCGCGUCCUCCUCGCAGGCACCCUCCAGACACUCGGAGACCUGUCCACCCCCCUACCGCCGACCCUCACCGCGCCACGCACCCACGACCUCGCCCAAGCCGCCGCGCGGCCCAAGCGCAAGCUCGACGAUGUCGCCACCGACGAGCCACAAGCCAAGAAACCUCGCACGACGCCCGCCACCCCCCAGCCAGCGUCGAGUCGCCCGCCGGUCCCGCUGUUCCCACAGUCCCAGUCAGGCACCCAGGCCCCGGCAUUGUCCGCCACCGCACCGUCCGACAGUCCUGAAGACGGCGAGGUAAGAGACGGCCUCCCAAUAUACCGCAACUCCAUCGCCGUUGUCUCAAACGUGCCCGUACGGCGGCCCCGCCGCCGCCAGGUGCCACCGGGCUACUGGGAGGACAUGUACUCCAAGUACCAGGCGGAGGGUGUGCGGCUGCGCUAUUCGGCCAAGGCAAGGAUAGACUCGACCUAUCCGUCGACGGACCCUCGUUUCAGGGCCCUGCCGGACCCGCCACCGGCGGGCACAGCGUACCACAAGUUUGGCCACCUUAUGGCGCGCUUGGAGUACGUAGACGCGCUGCUGUGUUUCACCUAUGCACUCUGGUGCAUCGACAUCGGCAACAACGCCUGCUUCCGCCAGAACUGGCCACUGGUCCUCAAGUUCGUCGAGCAGGCCAAGACCCAAUGGAGGUGCGAUGACGGCGAGGACUGGGAGCGGGCAUUCCACGGGCUCAUAUGCCUAGUGGAGGCAUACAUCCACGGUCGCAAGUGGCGAUUCAACCUGCAGUUGACGAGGACGGACAGCGCGCGCCUGAUGCAGCGGCUGCAGAUCUGCCAGGAUGCAGAGGACGACCGCCGCCAGCUGAAGGAGGCGCAACUGGAGAAGCAGCGCGCACAGCAGCUGCCGUCGCCGGCUCCCAGCGCGGGGUCGACGCCAAACGGCCUCGAGGGCACUGGCACUCCCAACCCGGCGACCGCCCAGACUACCCCCGCACCGUCUGCGCCACCGCAGAAGAAGGCACAACAGCCCGAGCAGCGUGAACGCUCCUCGCAGAUCAACCCCGCCCACACUGUUUCCGUCAACAUCAACACCGUGGGGCCGUAUCGCUCGCAGGCAUGGGGCCUGUACGACGCGAAGCGAGCAGUGGACGUCGCGGGUCGGCUCAUCACGCUGCCGAUCAUGGCGAAGCACUUUCCGCGGACGUUCGCACGGAUGGCGUACUCAAGUCUGUCGACGGUGGACGAGCACGAGCCGGACUUUGACGACGAGGAGGGCGAGCUGUUCUGGCCGGGCCAGGUCGUGGGAAGCGAGGGCCUGGGCUGGAUCUGCUACAUGGGCCGUGCGAUGGUGAAGGAGUACGCGAAGCCGUACCGCUACAAGGGCGUCGACGGCGCACUCCCGCUGCCCGCUGGCUACCACAACUCGGACGACCCGCGGCACUUCCCCCUCCCCCAGGAGCCCACGACGGAGGCCGCUGCCCCCGCACGGUGACGUCUCGGUCUGUCGCCCCCGUAGACCAUCGAAGCACUGU